Messenger RNA from Didymodactylos carnosus, 329 nucleotides. Lineage: Eukaryota; Metazoa; Rotifera; Eurotatoria; Philodinida; Philodinidae. The record is from the annotation of a GenBank genome assembly.
AUGAAUGAACAUUAUCAGAUAGCUCAACAAAAGUUAGCGUUGAAUGCUUCUUCAAAACUCAAGGGAUGGUCAGAUAUUCGGUGGGACUCACGAUGGAGUUCAAUUAAUGCUAUUAUGGUCAAUUAUGAAUCAAUUAUUGUUGCACUUGAAGAUCUUAUUGACGAAGAUGAUCAUCGUUCUGUUGAUGCAAGAGGUGAAUCGGUUGAUUAUGCUGAAAGUCAACAGUUGAUUACAUCAGUAAUUGAACAACUUGAAUAUGAUCGAAAUGAGAAAUCAUUUAAAACGAUGUACUUCAAUAUCUUGAAUUUUGCAGAAAAGUAUGAUAUUGA